AUGUCCUCCUCACACCACCCCCGCUCUCAAUACCGGAGAAUUCCUCGCGGCAUAUCCCGCCCUUUGAUCCGUGUCGAUGGUCGAGAGCAGACUAUGAGACUCCAUUCUCAUAGUCCAGAAGUCUACGAAUCUUCUUUGUUCGUGGAAGACUGCAAAGGGGAUCGGCAAAACUUGACUUAUGGGUCAUUGGAUCGGCAUGCCAUUCCGCGCUAUCGACCAGCCGGUCAAGGUGGCUUACUCGGGUUGGGUCCGAACUAUCGAAUAGUUUCACGUUCAGAUACACGACUCGAUGUGGAAAAUAUCGAUAUUGAUUCCACACGAAGGUCCCGCAGACAGUCUCUACUCGAGGACCUUCCCGAAGAUGAUGCGGCGGAGAACGUUCCAUCCGGAGUGAGCAACGAAUCAGAUCUACGCAAGGACUUUCUGAGCUUCGAUAGUGGGCAUCCAAGGAAGAGGAGACGGAUGUUGGCGGAACUGGAACAUGUCCUUUUGCGAGUGGACGAGAGCAGUGAGUCAGACCUAGACAGUGAAGCACUUUCACCCUCCAAGGACGCUUUCGAGGAGUUCAAGAGGGAUCCUGCCCAUCAGCGCCAUAUCGAACUCUUGAGAGCCACGGAAAUUCGACCCGAGGACGUGUCGGCAUGGCUUGCUUUGAUCGAGUAUCAGCCCGUUCUAUUUGGCGACGCGCACAGUUCCCGCAGCUAUGCUACUCCCUCGUCAAGAACGGUGGUCGAUCUCAAAAUAUCGCUGUACGAGCAAGCACUGUCACGCGUUAAAGGCCGCGAAGGUCGGGAUACUCUGAUCCUGGGUCUCAUGCAGGAAGGGAAGGGCAUUUGGGAUGCAGAUAAACAGGCAUCUAGGUGGCGAACCUUCCUCGAUGACGAGGCCUCGUUUGACCUAUGGCGGCUUUAUCUGAACUUUGUCCAGACAAAUUCCGUCAAAUUCAGUUUGGAGACCUGUUUGGGCAUCUACAAGCAAUGCCUUGAAAAAGCAGGAAACGAGUCAUCUGACUCGAGAGACACUAGUUCCAUAUACGUCCUUCUCCGCCUGACCUUGUUUCUGUGGCACUCUGGGUUUACGGAACGCGCGGUCGGGAUUUGGCAGGCCCUCCUCGAAUUCAAUUACUUUCGUCCCCAUAUUAGCCCUUCCACUGAACUCAUACCAUCCUUUGAGGGAUUCUGGGCAAGCGAGGUUGCGCGAAUAGGGGAGGAAGGUUCUGCGGGGUGGCGGUCGAAUGCAAACGGUGAGGUUGAGGCAAGAUGCGACAAAGAUUUCCAGGUGCAGGACAUGGAUUUUGAGGCCUGGGCAAAUGCCGAAACUGAGCUUGAAAGAACCGCAGGGCUGCCUGCAAGAGCUCUAGACGAGGUCAACGACGAUGAUCCUUAUCGCGUUCUCCUCUUUUCGGAUAUCAAAGACUUCCUCUUCUCCCCGACCACCGUGAAAGGCUCGUGGCUCCUGCGAGAUGCAUUCUUCCUGUUCAGUGGCCUUUCGCCACUAUCUUCACUGCCUGAGUCCAGAGUCUGGGAACGGGACCCUUUCAUUCAUAGCCACUUACCUCUCCCCGGCAUCUCUGUGGAAUCUGACAGUCCUGCAAACAGCAGCUUUGGGUUGCAGUUGCGCUUCCAAGAAGUCUUCCUGGCGUCUCAGCAAAUGAACUCCCGGACACGCGGCGUUUCACUUUCUAGCCCUGCAAGACUUGUCGAUUCGUCUUUCAGCUUUGUUCGCCGAGCCAUAUCUCAGCUUACGGAACCGGCAAUUGACGAAGAAUCGAGUGAUCUGCAUAUGGAAUAUGCGAUUGCAUUGGAGGCUGGAGUAGACUUGAAAUCCGCCAAGAAACAGACAAGGGCAUUUCUCAAGCGCAAGGCUGACAGUCUCAGACUGUACAAUACAUAUGCGCUACUCGAGUGCCGGCUGGACAAUUUUGAAGGUGCUGAAAAGGUUUGGUCAACCGCGUUGUCGAUGCGACAUUCGCUCGGCCAAAAAGAACAGCUUGACUCAUUCCUUCUGUGGCGUGACUGGGCAUACUCGUACAUGCGCCGAAGACAAUUUCAGAAGGCUAGGGCCCUUUUGAAUCGCAUAACAGAGGCACAGGUUGACUUAUCUCAGCUCCGAACAGAAAGCGAGGAGACUACUGAGCCAUCUACUACAGUGCGGAUAAAGGUCGACCAUUACAUCAAAACGCAUAUCGAGCAGAGCCGCUCCCAGAAUCGAGCAGAGCAAUUACCGACACUAAUCGACGUUCUAACAUUGCAUAGGUAUCUCAAUGCUGAUAUGUCCCUUGACAUAGCCCUACAGACAUACCAUGCAUCUUUAAUCUCUUUCACUGGCUCAUCGACAAUAUCUUCUGCCGUGCUUGAAGCCAUUCACGAGCAGCGGGCUCGCUUCAUUUACGCCCAUUCUGUGACCUUUGGAAGGAGCUUCAAACCACGAGGACUCGUGCCCAUUCUAAAAGAUUCAACAGAAAUGUUUCCCGACAACCUGAACCUCUUGCUUCUCCAUCAUUAUUUCCUUCAGAAGGCCGGAUUAUUUGAGCGGUUGCGGCAGCUCGACCCCAAAGAAGAGGGGCCCAACGAUGUACAAACCGGAAAAAGUAUCGUUCGAUGCGUGCUUGAGUUGAUGCUAGAACUCAACAGACCCUCGUACAGCGGAAGCACUGAUCACAGCAUUCGCUCAGCUUUCAAACGAGUGACGCAACCCGGGUCUCCUGGGCAUGACACCGCAAUGACCUCCACCUUCGCCGCGCAGCUUCGCACUAUCGCCGCAAAUUCUACGAGCGAACUCGAUCUACGCGCCCGACGAGGUGCACACGCCGAAUCCCUCAUUUUCGACCGCAGUGUCGCCGUCAAGCAAGAUUGGGAGACAAUAUAUCACGUAUGUGUGGAAGGCUUUCGAGAGCUGUGUCUACUGGAUACAAGACUGCAUGAAUUCGAACAAAAUCUCUACAGCCCUCAGUCCAAAACGCAGGACCGAGAGCUGCUGAACAAGACACAAAAUGAAGCGCUGGGGCUCGUGAUAGAUCGAUGUCUUACUCUCCUUGGAUCCAAGGUGGUGCUCCGACCCGGCCUGAAAGCGGUGGAGUGGCUCGUGCGAAGAUUUCGGGUUCAUGUCUACAACACGGAUGUGUUGCUGGCCACAUUUUUACCGUACCACGAAACACCUUUGUUCGAGAAUAUCUUGAGAAUCGUCCCAUCAGACAGAUUUGUCAGUGGGUGGAAAUUCCUGGUGCCCUACCAUAAAGAAGCUGCCAGUGUUCCUCGACGUGUGGUCAUAUACAGCGCCACUCACAACGACGCCUUUUUCUCCUUUUUCAACGACUACGUCCUGCAUGCAUGCCAGGAAGGUGUAGCCCACUCAUCACUACUACGCUUUUGGGGCAGCGUCGUUGUCGAGGCGGUAACUGGAAGACUGAGCCAGGUCAGGAAUGGAAGAAAAGAAGUGCAGAAACAGCGGACAGAGGACGUGCUGUUGAAGAUUUUACCACUGCUCAGUGAAGGGUUUGAAAUCAAAGACUGUCCAGAAUUUACAGUCACAUGUUUCACCAUUGUUCUCGUGCUAGCAGGCGGUGCGGAUCUUGGGGACCAGGUCAUCGACUCCUUGAUGAUGUCGAUUGCCCCCUUUAUUGCCGAAGAGACAUCCGAUUCUAGGUCGGCUUUGGCAUGUUUGGCUAUUCUGGUCACCAAAAAGACCGACAUGAGAGUUCCCAGAAAUGUGCUUGACAUAUUCAUCAACAGCGACGACAUAGGGCGACGACUGUCUGAUCUACUCAAAGUGGUGCCCUUGGCGUCCUUGUUCGAGGCUCUGAUCAGCUCUGCGACGUUUGGGUUGAAGCCCAAGAAUAUCGACAAAAGAAUGCGCAUAAUCGAAUGCAUAUUUGACGUCGCUGAGGACCACUGCGCAUCGGCAACAAAAAGUCGGCUCCUUGCACCGCUGCUUCGAAAGCUUUUCUCAACAGAUUUCACCCUUUCCGCAGAAUCGACAAGGUUGAUGCAUUUGCUUCAGACGCUGGCUGGCUCUUCAAAAUUCUCGCUGUCAUUCUCUCAUGCGAUGUCUUUGGCUGGCUGUACCCAGACGGAGGUGGAAGGUCUUCUCCAGCAAACGAUUGAAAGCUCUCAGCAACCACUCCUUGAAAACACACCUAUGGAGCUUGACAAUCUCGAAGAUGAAUCAUUACAGGAUUCGGAGGAAGCCGAAGCCAUGCUUGUAUCCCUUCCCCCUGAGACUACCGAGUCGUCGUUCCUCUCUUCUGGGAAUAAUCGCUCUCCUCUAUUUGACCAGCUUACUCGAACAUUCGCGCUAUGCCACAAGAAUAGUCAGCUUUUGGAACGAUUUGAGCAACUUCCACUCUGGAACAAGCCCUCCAAUCUACAUAUUACCUUCCUGUUGAGAGUGGCACUGGGCGCCUUUUCCACCCCUCAACGCAAUGCUGCGCUCCGGCUUCUCUCGGGAGUUAUCAAAGCGGAAUCACUGGGGCAUCUACAAGCUCUGAUUCCCUACAUUACUGUGCUUCUUUCUGACAACAGCCAACUUGUGCGACGAGCAGCCGUCGGUUGCAUCGCUGCUGUUCACGAGGCUGCUUCAAAAGAAGGGAACGGUGAGCAAAACACCGCCCAAACGGUGUACGAUGACCUUGGCAUGCGGAACGUCAAACCCCUGCUAUCUGCGCAAGCGGUAAAGAUCCUGGACCAAGUCUACUUGCCUUAUCUCGAAGAAUUCGUCCUGGAUCCCACUUACAUACGCAGAAUUCUUCAGACAACCUUUACUGGGAAUGACCGAACGCCCUCGUCCAAAGCUGCCGAUAUUGAACUCAAGAAGAGCACGAAGCAAGCGCUCCACGAUUUGUUGACCGGCUGUGCUCUGGAAUGUUCUUUACUGCGAGUCAAGAUCGGCAUUCUCGAGCUGCUGGUCGACGUCCACAAAGUGGGCAGCUCAAGCACCAGCAAGAUUUUGUCGCCCAUCCUCGAAACCUGGGCAUCGCUGAAACAAGGAGAAGCCGAAAAUGCCGCGUCAUCAGAGAGUCUUUCUUUGGACCAAAUAGAUGCUGUGGUGGUUCGUCUCGUGAAUGCACGAGACAAGGACGCCGUGGAGCACAUUCUCUCGAUGCUUAUCGGAGAUAGACUCCAGCCACGUGCUGCUCUGGUCAAUGCGUUUUUUGACAGAAUUGCUGGCAUCUGGAAGGAUAUGCAUCAUGAAUCACAAAUCUCUGCUGCCCUACGCCUAUUUGAUAUGUCCUUCUCCAACAACUCGGCCCAAGCUGCUGGAAGUCGUCAUGUUUUGCACGCAAUCAACCUUUCUACGGAGAUUCUUGCUGCAAUACUAGACCGCUCAUUUUCUGGCCUUGCAGAGAUGCAAACAGAUAUCCCACCCAGGAAAAGACGUCGUGUCAGCCAUGGGCGUGAAAGCAUACCGAAGGAUCUGGCAUUCGAACUGGAUAUCAGUGAGGCGAGAUUGACUCUUGCGCUGGAGCUUGUGGAAGAUUCCAAACCACAAGGACAUCCACAACUGCUCGGAGGCUUGUUCGAGGUAUUGAUAAUCCUCAGACGACUCAAGGACAAGGGCACAUCUGAAUCUCCGUACCUUCUCAACCUUUGUCUCAGCAGCAUAUUGGCAAUCAUCGACAGCGCACGAAAGUCUCCGAGGUCAACCAUCGACUUCUCUAUUAUUCGUACUGACUUGGUCACGGAUUGUGUUCGAUCGUCAGAAAAUCCACAGGUCCAAAGCACUGCUCUCCUUCUCUCGGCCGCCCUGGCUUCUUUGGCUCCAGAUCGGAUAUUGCAUAGCAUUAUGCCCAUCUUCACAUUCAUGGGUAAAAGCAUACUGUCAAAGGAUGAUGAGCGCUCAAUCUACGUUACCAAUCGAACCAUUGACGAAAUAAUCCCUCCGUUGGUUGCCACUUUGAAAAAGCAGGAUGCCAAAAAGCUUGUUCAUUCGACUUCAAGCCUGCUUUCCAGCCUCGUCACAGCAUACGACCACGUCCCUCAAUACCGAAGGGCCGCAUUUUACCAGCGGCUUCUCAGCAGGCUUGGUGCUGAUGACUUUGCCUUUGCUGUCAUAGCUCUUCUCGCAUCGAGGCGACAUGCGGAAGAUAUGUCCUCGUUCUUUGCAAGCUUGAUGGCAGAUCUUUCGGCAUCAACUCAGCUGUUGACCUUUAGAAAGCUUGUCGAGCUGAGUGUUGAUAUUUUCUCCGAGGAUCCUCACAAUGCCGUUCCCUUGCUAGACAUCAGCAGAACGAGCUCGGAUGAGAAGAAGGAGCAAGAAGCAUUAACCUUACUAGAAGUGGCUUCGAAACUCCUCCAGUCCAAGACCCUCAAAGCGCAGGUAAAGAGACUUUCAAAAUCCGAUGAAGCUGGAAAUGAAAACUUCUGGGUUGAGUUCAGUGUCUGUAUGACGCGCGUCCUUAGUAUGCUCAAAUCCCAGAAGUCUAGCCACGGCAGUCUGACCCCAUCGACGAGGAAGUGUCUGAGCUCGCUCCUUGAAUUACCUUCCCUCGCCGACCUUCUCAAGAUCAUGCCCAAUCUACUACGGGACAUGGCACAAUCCGGAGAAGGUCAGCAGGAGCUCCAGCCUCUGGCGCUUAGAGUUCUUGCAACACAGCUCAAACAUACUGCUCCGAGCUCAAGGGAUACCAAGACGCAAACGCAAGCCAUUGCAUAUCUCCCAACUCUGCAGCACAUUAUCCGCAGCACGGACGAUGAGGCACUCAGGCAUGCAGCGAUUGCGUGUGUUGAUCGCAUAACUGAGGCAUACGGACGCAAGAACCCAGAAGAGGUCAUCAGCGCCUCUACCGCCUUGAUUGAAAGCGAAUUCGGCCUAGAUUCCCACAAUGAAAGGACAAGGAUCAUGUCUCUACUCUGUCUUGCCAGCACGACGGAGGUGCUUAAGGAAGGAAGUGUCCCGAUAGUGGUACAAGCCCUUCCUAAAGUCUUGCGUCUGUUGGAGUCGUUCUUAACUCGACAAGGCGAAAGCAACACCAGCGAAGGCCGAGCGGAACUGCACGACGCUUGCUUCACAUUGCUUUCUUCGUUCAUCACGCACACUCCCUUUAUCAUCAGUGACGAAAGCAUUACUGAGAUCAUCAGUCUAUCCUAUCGCUCAUGUCUCGCAGAGCCGGACGAGGUGUCACGCAAGGAGGCUCGACAUGAGACGCUGAGCCUCAUGGCGCAGCGAUUGGACUUGAAGACGCUCGUAAGCAGCUUGAAUCAGGCUUGGAAACUGGCGGUGGUAUCCGGCGAGAAGGUCGAUGGAGAAGCGAUCACUGAAUUCCUUGACAUGCUUUCUCAAGCAAUUGAGAGCAAUUCGAAAUCUAUCGUCAUGGGUGCUGCCGAUGAGAUAUCGGCUUUCAUAUUGGACGUCCUAGAUCUGCGACGGCUCAUUCAACAGAGAGACAGUGCUGACCAACAAGCCCAUGCCGAAACUGUCGCCUUGUCGGACAUUGAGGAUGUGGAAAGGAGACUUCACGAGUUGGGCAUCGUGUUCAUUUACAAACUCAACGACACUAUAUUCCGACCCAUCUUUGAGGGAUGGGUUGACUGGGCGACCAGAAAAAGUUCUGGGACUUCCACUUCUGCCGAAGGCAACUUGCAAGAGGAUAUGGCACGGUUGGCCAGACAAGCAAGCUUCUACCUCUUUGCCACCCAUUUCUUCGCGACCCUGAAGAGCAUCGUGACGAGCUACGCAAGCUACCUCCUCCCCUCCGUGAACGAUGUCUUGCAGUCGGCCAUCAACAGUGCCUCGUUGCCGGUGCAUGGAACGAAGUUGAUUGCCGCAGAUCAAAAUUCUGAGACGAAACCCUCCCUGCACAUUGACCUGUCAGAAGACACCGGCCUGCAACUGUACAAGUCGACCAUGACGCUAUUGACGACGAUCGCGACCCACGAUGCAGAUGGAUUCUUUACUUCGCCCUCACAUUUCCAACCUCUGGCCAAUCUUCUCGUUGGGCAGUUGGGCCUUGUCUCGUCUCCCAAAUCCCGAUCCAGAUCCACACCUGCGGGCAACACUAUGCCCAAGAGCAAGGGCGGAGCCAAGUCGUCCUCGUCCUUGCGGGGCAUGAUCUUCGACACGGUGAUCCCGUGCAUCGUGGCCCUCACGACCGCCGUGCAAGACGUGCCUCCGCACCACCACGUCCUGAACCACCUGCUCUGCCAGCUCCGGCGCAGUCCCUCGGCGGCCGUGCGCCUCGCCAGCAUCCGCACGCACAUGACGCUGACCGAGUCCUCGGAGGUCGGCGACGAGUGGCUCCAGAACGUCGUGCUGGGCCAGUCGACCACCGCCGCGACCGAGGGUGGUGGUGGUGGUGGAGUCGCCGUCGGCGGCGCCGGCGAGACCAUGGUCUACGUCAACGAGAUGCUCGAGGACGACGACGACGAGGUCGAGGACGCCGUGAGGGACUGGGUCAGGACCGUCAGGGAACGCGUCGGCGAGGACGUUUUUGAGUUUUAG
Molecule: messenger RNA, 8436 nt
Organism: Fonsecaea nubica
Lineage: Eukaryota; Fungi; Ascomycota; Eurotiomycetes; Chaetothyriales; Herpotrichiellaceae
Exons: 2
Coding region: 1-8436 (2811 amino acids)
Biological process (GO): positive regulation of transcription by RNA polymerase I; maturation of SSU-rRNA from tricistronic rRNA transcript (SSU-rRNA, 5.8S rRNA, LSU-rRNA)
Cellular component (GO): small-subunit processome; t-UTP complex; 90S preribosome
Molecular function (GO): snoRNA binding; protein binding
Source: RefSeq, a predicted model, not a curated record